This is a messenger RNA of Stylophora pistillata, 1753 nucleotides long. RefSeq lists its product as uncharacterized. Lineage: Eukaryota; Metazoa; Cnidaria; Anthozoa; Scleractinia; Pocilloporidae. The record is from RefSeq and is a predicted model, not a curated record.
AUUCCCCUCGUGCUCGUCCUCUUCUGGGGAUCAGUGUUGCUUUCCAAAGACAAAUUGUCCGCCAAAGAGUUCUUGACUUCCUGUGCAUUCCCUCUGCCUUUUCUUUUCAUCUGGCUCUAUCGCUUCUUUUUCAAGAAACAAAGUUUGCACGAUUUUGAACUGUUUAGGAAGAAUACCCGCGAUGCCGAAGAAAUCAAGAAAGUUCUCCAUGACCCAUUCCGUCCACCCUGUGGUGAUGAUUAUGGUACACUGUACUGGGAAAGUGUCCUGACCGGCCGCAGAUUCCUGCUUCUGACCAUUCGUAACUUUAUCACUGAUCCUUUGACACGACUCAUCUGUCUCGAUUUCGCCUGUGUUGUGACUCUUGUGCAUCAUCUUAUAUCGAGGCCAUUCCGUGACCGUAAAGCCAACAUCUGUGAAACCUUGUCUCUUAUGAGUCUGGUUGCUAUUUGCACUUUCAACUUGGCAGAAGUCACCCUUAUCGCCCAGGGACUCGAGCCUGCUGGUCCUGAACAGAACCUUUUCUACGCGUUGGAGUGGAUUGAGGUGGCUUUGCUUGGCUUUUUACCAGCCAUAGCUUGCAUCCUGGUGGCGCUUGCGGCUUUUUCUCAAGUCACUCGAGUGCUGUACCAUGGCAUCAGACUACUACGAAGAACCGUGUGUCUGCGUUCUCAGUUCUAAAAUGUCUGUCAGAUGAUUUUGCAGAUGGAUCCAACAAGGAAUGUCAUACUUCAUGUUGACUAUGUCCUUACCUGACUGAUUUUCAUGUCUUUGCCAUUUGUAUCCUAACAUUUAGUAGCUUUAUCGCAGUUUUCGUGUUUAUUCUGGCACUUUCAAAAGCCUUCAGUAAGCAAAUAUCUAGUUCUUUGUGUUAACGGGUACUGUAGCUCGUAAGGUUAAGUCGUUUUACCAUUUGCUGAUCUUGUUAGUUCGCAUAGAUCUUCCAUGGUAACAAAACGAGAUACUAGUGAUUUCAAUAUUUUUGCGACCAAAAUAAAGAGUGGAGAAUUGCACUUAAUAUGAAGGUAAAUAAUAGCAACUGUUGCCAAUUCCUUGUGCUGAUAUAUUAUAACUUUGCAACGAACUAGACUUUUCUUUGGAAGUUAUGGAAAACCAAGUAGGUUUAAUUGCUAAGUUAGCAUCAUUCUGAACAUCUAGGUUCCUCAGACAAACGAAAACAAGUAAGGCAUCGAGCCCAAAAGGGUAGAGUUUCUUUGUCAUCUAUCGGUAUUUAUCCAUUGUUAGAUAACCUGUUUCCACUCUUUGUUGAAAAAUUGUUACAUUCUGUCAAGAUUACUUUUUUUCGGGUAGCAAUUAGACCACAUUUUAAAAUAAUUUUUUGUAAUUGUUUCAUCAGUCCCGAAAUCAUCAUAGAAUUUUUUAAGGAUUCGAGGAUUUUGAUCAAAGUUCCGUCAUGAUUAGCCUCCCAGCUUCCGAGCCAUUCUAAGCUUUGUCUCGGUUCGAACACAUUCAGUUUUCAUUUGUCAGCUUUUUCAGUAACCAACACAAUCUGGCGGCUUUCGGAUCAGGGACGAACAAGCAUCGAAAUUUGAUGAUGAUCAUUCUUAAAAUGGUUGAUCGAUUUAAAUUCUUGUUUAUGCCGGCAUAAUGGCUGGUUUCCUACACAGGAAACUGGAAAUAUAUUUCGAGAGAAACUCAACACCCAGAUAAGCAAUGUUUGUCCCGCAAUCUAAUUAAAAAAGGACCCUCACUUUCGAUUCCGCUCACGUUUUUCUUUCGAGAAAGGCCUCUA